This is a messenger RNA of Selaginella moellendorffii, 2775 nucleotides long. RefSeq names its product anaphase-promoting complex subunit 2. The coding region runs from base 18 to 2585 and encodes 855 amino acids. The record is from RefSeq and is a predicted model, not a curated record. Gene Ontology annotation, molecular function: ubiquitin protein ligase binding. Gene Ontology annotation, biological process: ubiquitin-dependent protein catabolic process. NCBI's taxonomy places the organism in Eukaryota, Viridiplantae, Streptophyta, Lycopodiopsida, Selaginellales, Selaginellaceae. Gene Ontology annotation, cellular component: anaphase-promoting complex. The transcript has 16 exons.
CCUAGGGUUUAGUGAGAAUGGCCCAGCUUCGCGAGAUCGCGCAGGCAUGGAAGAUCUACUGCGCGUCGGCUCUCGAUUCUCCAAUCCAGCAGCAACAGCAGCAGCAGCAGCGGCCCGGGCGGCGCAAGGGAUCGGCGGGUUUCAAGGGGCAGGAUGUCUCGAGGAGUCUUCGAUUCCUGUGUGAGCGUGGCCUCGGUGAGGUCGUAAUGCAGCAUUUCAUGGACGAGCUUGAGAGAUCACUCAAAGAGAAUUACAUUCCAGAGUUUUGGUCACAUUUCACCGAUUUUUUGAGCGUCAAGGAAAAUUCUGAUACUAAACAGCUGAACGAGUGGAUACAUUUUUCACUACCUGUGGCACUCGAGAAACUAUGCUCGAAGAAAGUUUCUCAAGAGGAUGGUCUGAAUGCGUUGAUCAAAGCUUUGGAAACAAACGCAAGCGUAAAUGGCUCUCAAAUUCUUACGUCGCACCAGACAACGGUCACUGCGUUGCUUCUCACGACUUCACCUUCGUACUUCUCAGAUUUGCUAAAGCUUUAUUUCACCGCCCGCUUGGAAGAGUUUAGUGGAUCCUUUCGGAAGCGGCCUUGCAACUCUGACGACGAAGAUUGUGAGGCCUCUACGGAUGUCGAAGAUAUGGACGUGCUUGGGGUGGAAAGUCCCUGCAAAGGUGAAGCCGAAGCUACAGAAGUCAGUGAGGACUCGGUUUCAGUCAGAAACGUUGUGAAGCGUCUCAGAGACCUUGGUUUUGCUGCUUUGUGUGAGGAAGCUUAUGCAUCAGCGAUUUUGUCUCUGUUAAAGAAAAAAAUCUACUCCAUAGCUGAUAAGCGCUAUGAGAAGCCUGUCCUGGGACCUAUUCGUCAUUGGAUUGAGGCUGUGCCUAUGCGGUUCUUAAGUGCCAUUCUGGAAUCUUCCGCCGGGAGUUCAAGCUUGUCGCCUUUGCCCGCUACUCCUUCGCCGCUGGCUUCGUCCUCCACACUCUCAGAUCUUUCCAAAGAGCGAAUUAUAAGAUGGCGACUAAGGCUUCAGUUCUUUACAUACGAAACACUAGGCGAUUUGCGAAUCAGCGAACUUUUUGACGUUAUUGUGGACUACCCUGACAGCCUUCCAGCUAUUGAAGACUUGCGGCAGUGCCUUGCAAAUACCGGGGAACACUCCAAGCUCGUAAAGUCCUUUCGUUUGGCAUUGAAACAAAGACUUCUUACGGCUGGAGCGGCCACCACGGACAUAUUGACACAGUAUGUCUCGACUAUCAAAGCGCUUAGAACCAUGGAUCCGACUGGAGUAAUUCUCGAGGCCGUCGGCGAACCUAUCAGAGAGUACUUACGGGGAAGGAAAGAUACAAUUCGCUGUAUAGUCACUAUGCUGACCGACGACACAGCAACAACAAGUGGCACGACCGUCGCAGGUGGCGGAGAAGGCCUCCUUGAGGAACUCAGUCGGGGAACUACGACUGUAGAAAAUGCGGACAGCGAUGAAGAGGGAGAACUCGAUGGCGAAGAGGCUUGGGCUGCUGCACAAAGGUGGGAGCCGGAUCCUGUGGAAGCCGACUUAUCACGAACUAGCAAGAGUCGAAGAUCGAUGGAUAUUAUCAGUAUGUUGGUGGGAAUAUAUGGCUCGAAGGAGCUUUUUGUCAACGAAUACAGGGUGAUGUUGGCGGAGAAACUGUUGAACAAGUCAGAUUACGACACUGACAGGGAAAUUCGAACGCUCGAGCUUUUGAAGCUGAGAUUCGGAGAGAACAACAUGCACAGCUGCGAGAUCAUGUUGAAGGAUCUGGCGGACUCUAAGCGCAUAAACUCGAACAUAAAAGCAAAAGGAAAACCGCAGGAAACGUUUCAGAAAGGCGAGGAGUUAACUUUGCACAACGUUGAUGCCACUGUUAUUUCCUCGCUGUUCUGGCCUCCUUUCCAAACGGAGACUCUCCAAGUUCCCGACUUCGUUGAUAAGCUGCUAGACGACUAUGCUCAGCAAUACCAUACUGUAAAAGCUCCUCGGAAGCUGCAGUGGAAGAAACAUUUAGGCACUGUCAAGCUGGAGCUCCAAUUUGAGGACCGUUCGGCUCAGUUUGUGGUUUCACCAAUGCAAGCGUCUAUUAUUUUGAAGUUUGAGAGCUGCUCCAGAUGGUCAGCCUCGGAGCUAGCUGCAGCGUCUGGAAUCCCCGUCACAACGCUUAGACGCCGGAUUGUAUUGUGGAUCAAUCAGGGUGUUCUUGUAGAAUCGCACGGAGACAAAGAUGGUGAGGUUUUCUAUCAGGUAGUGGAGACUAUUGGCGAUGGCGGGCAGAGAGGGGCGUCUGCUCCAACAGAAGCGGCUGUACCGCUGCUCGAGGAGGAGGACGGGCAGAGUGCCGUAACACCCAUGGAAGAUCAAUGGCAGCAAGAGAUGAACGUCUACGAGUCUUACAUCGUUGGAAUGCUUACAAACUUGGAAUCUCUCCCGCUGGAUCGGAUCCACAAUAUGCUCAAGAUGUUUGUCUCGGAUCCUCCCUACGACAAGACACUCCAGCAGCUACAGGGAUUCCUUGGAAGUUUGAUCGCCGACGAAAAGCUGGAAUUUAGAGAGGGAGUCUACCGCCGGAAGCAAUGAAAAUCAAAAGUUUCACGCAGUUCUUUGGGAAGAUCACCCUCCAAUCAAAUCCUUUCUUCUUUCUGAGGUUUGAGAAGCUCCACGAGUCUAGGAAGUUUAUUAAAACUUCUAGCUUCUAGAGCUUUGGUCUAGAGCAUAGAUUGUAUAUUUAAUCUUUUUUCUUUUACUAUUUUACAGAUUGAUUCUCUCA